AUCCUUCUUGUCGUAAAAGUUGGAACUCAUUUGCGGUACACUUAUACCUACCGGCGAGCGAUUUUAAUUUCAAAUUUAGAAUUAUGAAUGAAAGUGUUUAACAAAUUGAAUCAUGUUCAAAACUAAAAGAGAUGUCGAUAGACAUGUGUCCCAUAUUCUCUCCAAGAUUCGAGAAGAGAAAGAGAGAAACUCUAGAGGUUACCAGUUUGCCAAAUUGUACUAUGAUGUUGCUGAAUAUGAAUCUGGGAAAAGGUAUCUACAAGCCUUCCUUAGUGUUCGAGAGACCGUCCCACAGGCUCACAAGCUGAUGGGCCAGAUUUACGAGGCCCAGAAAGUGAAAGACAAGGCUUUGGAAUCUUUCAAAAGGUCUUUAGAUUUAGAUCCAGAACAAAAAGAUGUUAUCCUUAAAGUUUGUGAAUUGUACAGUGAAGUUGACGUUAAAGUGAGCAAUGACAUUGCAAAGGUGUGGAUUGACAGAGCGGAAAAAUAUUUUCCAAAUCAUCAUGUAGUGUUCAAGUUGAAGGAGAAAAUAGUCGACCAAGAUGGCGGAACCAAUAAUGAUGAGUUAGAACAUCUUAUAAACCAAGAACUUGUGAAGAAUCCAAGCGAUGUUAAACUACAAAUUAAACUCCUGAAACUGUUCAUAAGAAAUCGGGAUGUUGAUAGAGCAUACGAAUAUGCCAUUGCCACCGAGAAAACACGGACGUUUGCUCCGUCAGUAGAUUGGUAUGAAUGUCUAGCAGAUGUGUAUCAGGUGUAUCAAGACCAACAGGGAGGGGGAGACGAAGGUAAAUUGUAUGUACAUAAACUGGUUGCCAUGGCAUCGCUAACAUUCCUGAGGCUGAAAUCUGAGAACAGAGACGUAACUUCAGCUGUCAAAGCAUUACUCUGUUUAGAUGAGGAUCUUCAGAAAGCGUCUUCCUUACGACGUCACAGCUCGGAAUGGGACGGCUAUCUCACUGAGAUGAAAGGACAGUUAUUCUAUCUCAUGGGAUUGUUACUAUUGAAAAGGGCUUUGAAGGGCCAGGUACCAUGGAAAGAUUGUAAUUCUUUGGCUGUCAUCUGUUUCAUGAUCAGUAAUUCCUUACCAGCUAUAGACCUUAAGUCAAGUUGGUACUGUCAAGCCAAACAAGACUGGAAGAAAUUUUACGACAGGAUCUAUAUGGAGGGCUGUGACAGACUGAGUCAAGGAGGUCAUAUGAUAUACGCUUUUCAUAGAAAACAAGAUGGCAGUCAGUUUUCAAAGAAGUUACGACAGUUAUGUACACCUCAAGGUAAAACCAGCUUGUAUGGACUGGUGUUUACCGGAGCAGAUCGGACAAAAAAGACAGAAGACUCGUACUUUCUCCAGAGUGACUUGUUCACUAAAACACAGCUGGAUACACCCAGUAGAAACAUAUUGCUGCAGUAUGAUGGAGUGGGAUAUAGACUACAUAGUGAUGACUUGAAUCACAUAGUGUGGUUAGCAUUACAGUAUUACUCUGUUAAAGACGAUGUACAACAGGACUAUGAGCAGUUGUUUGGUUACCAGCUGUUUAAGGACAUGAAAUACAGCAUGCUAGACUUGUCUAGUGGUGAUCCGGGAACCAUGUGUCAACUAGAUAUACAGGUUUUCCUAUACCUAUGUGUUAGAUGGGCAGCUCUACAGAACAAGGACAGGAAGCGUAACCUCCAUACCAUAACAGACAAGCCGGACCUCAUGCCAGCAUGCCUGAGUCCUCCAUCCUGUAAUAAACAGCAAUGUGACUGGUGGUUAGCUGUCAACAGCAUGGAGAGAAAGACGGCCAAUGAGAAGAUAUCAAAGCUAUGGGGAGUGGUGAUGAGAGGGUUGGAGACUGUAAGACUAGUAGUACCAAAUGCACUCCCAUUGACUCUUGUUGUGCAUGUAGCAAAAACUUUGGAUGCAAGGGCACGUGAAAUAGAAUCCCAUGAUGCGGAGGGAAUAGUAACACCCAAACUCUCGGGUAUGUUAGGGAGGGCAAAUUUUUACUGGAUGGCGGCUUCAGAUAUGUUGGAUAGAAAAGAUAGGCAAGUUGAUAUGAAUAUUAGUAUCAGAAAGCCCAAAGAGUUGUUUUUCCCUGGAGAUGAUAUCAUUGACCCUGCAGUAGUGAAGGACAUUAGAGAACAGGUGAAAUUUGCCGUGGCAACCAUCGCUAUGAAGGAGGGCAACUAUAAGGAGGCAUUAAGUGCCUUUGAGAGUCUGUAUAAAGCUGAGGCAUCAUACAGGAUAGGCUUGAUUUAUCGUACGUUAGCAGAAGAUCAGGAUUCAAAUCAGAACUCGUCCGGUAACAAUCAAAGUCAGCAGAUGAUAAUGUUGUCCAAGUCCAAGACGGCUCUCUAUCAGGCUCUUGAUAGACUAGAGACGGAACAAAAUGAGGAGCUAAAGGAUGCUGUAAGGAGAGAUUUAGAUGACGUGGUAUGUAAAGUGAUCUCGCUAGAGUCUGGAGGCAGUAUGGUAGACAGUAUUUUGUCUACCAGUCAGCAGUAUGAUACAGCCGAGUCUGGGACAGACACUGAUGAUGAAGAACCAGUCAAACAUCCGAGUCCUAGAACCCCUGUACUACCUCUACCCUCACAUUCUCGUGACCGAACGAAUAUCAGCCCUACAAAGAUUGAAGUGCAGUUGAAGGCGUUAGAUAUGGUAAACUCGGCUCUGUCGUCCAGAUUGGCUGCACUAGAGGAGACGGUGAAAACAAACACAAACAAUAUUUUCACUCAGUUACAUCAGCUCAGGGAAGAAAACAAGAGCUUGAGAGAUCAGUUACAGAUUUUUUCUCUACAAGGGUUGUCUUGCAUGUCAAUGAUCCGUCCACCAGGCACACCACAACAACAACCACGUAUGAAUCCAGUCAACAUGUCAUUUGGAGGGGCAUCAGUGUAUGACUUUCCAGGCCAGAAUGGACUGCCCCCUCACAUGGCACAAUAUGGAUACUCCGCAGCAAGUCCACGUCCAGGCUCAGCAUAUGGUCAGCCAACGUACGAUGAUGGAUUUAGCCAUGUUGACGGAGAAUUCUACGAUCCUGACAAUGAAAGUGAAUUCUUCAAUGCAGAUCAGAAUCUUAUUCAGGAAUGGCCAUUCGGACAUAAAGCUGGUGUGGAAGGUAAAUCAACUAUUACUUAUUCACCUCAGCAACAGCAGCAACAACAACAACAGCAACAGGUUCGAGCUUUGAAUCCUACAAGUGCCGGAAUGUUUGUUAAUGCUCUGAGAGGUCAGUCUAUACAAUAUGGUACGGGAUACCCUGCACUUGUUCCCCAGCAGCAACCUUCACAAUUACCCGGACCUGGCUACUUCGCACAAAACAGCCCGCAAGUUCAGCCAUCAACCCUUCCUAUGCAGCCUGGUAUGAUGCAGGGGCAAUUUGGAAUGGCAGUGAAACCUGGAACAGUACCUGCAGUGUCACCAGCCAUGCAACCAGCCAUUUCUCCAGCUAUGCAACCCAAACCAACUCCAGCACAGAUGACACCUAAUAAACCUGCCACCACAAUGAUGCCUCCUAAUGCAGUAAUUCCUAGCCAAACAUCAGAAGCAAAGCCUUUACUUAUCCCAGGAUCUGUUGGAAUCCCAGCUGCCACAACAAGUGUUACUGGAAGUGUUAAGCCUGGAGGUACCCCCAUUGCUGCAGCACAGGGUCAAGUUCAGCCUGGUUCUGCAUCUUCAAUUUUGAGCAACCUUGCUGCUAAACACCAAGAGGGAACCAGUCCAGCUCCAACAGCUACAACUCCACAGAAAACUGUAUUCAAAGGGUUUUCCUUCACAUCUACUCCAAAAAUAACUGAACCAAAGACAGAUGAUAAGGUUAAAGAUCAGAAUACUCCAACAACAAGUGCUUCCUCGGGUCCAAAGCCGUUUAUGGGAUUUUCACUGACACCAUCAAAGCCAACAGUUGCACCUGCUAAAACAACAGCAAGUGAUGCCACCCAGUCCACAGCAGGAAGUCAGGGUUCUUCAGCACCUUUCACGUUUGGACAGAAUAACUCUCCAUCAUUUGGAAGCUUGGCAGCUCAAAGUGCAACAAUUCCUGCUUUCCAAGGCUCCGGUGAUCAGAAAGGAUUUGCAGGUGCUGGUAUGCCAGUGUUUGGCAAAACUCCACCUAGACGCCACAACAUUUCAACAGGGUCAGAUGACCAUAUUGAAGAAUAUGAGCCAAAUGUAGACUUUAAACCAGUAAUUCAGUUACCAGAUCUAGUUGAAACAAAGACAGGUGAAGAAGAGGAAGAAAAAAUGUUCUGUGAGCGUGCAAAAUUAUUCCGGUUUGACCCGGAUGCAAAACAGUGGAAAGAGCGAGGAGUAGGUGACAUUAAGAUUUUACGACAUCGUGAAACAAAGAAUGUCAGAAUUUUGAUGAGACGUGAACAGGUAUUGAAGUUAUGUGCCAAUCAUAAAUUGACAGCAAAUAUGAAACUUGCUCCAAUGACUUCAUCUGAUAGAGCUUGGGUUUGGAAUGCAACAGAUUUUGCUGAAGGUGAGAUGAAACUUGAGAAAUUUGCUGUGAAGUUUAAAUCUGUGGAUAUUGCUGACAAGUUUAAAAAAGUAUAUGAGAAAUGCCAAGCUGAAUUGCCUGAAGCUCAAAAUGAAGAUUCAACUAAUGCACCAUCUGGUAAAACAGGAACCAAGGAGGAAAAAUCCGGAGAGGGUAAAGGUGAUUUGGCUGCCAUGUUUAAGCCAAAAGCUGGUUCUUGGACUUGCGAUGGCUGCUAUGUUAACAAUGGUGGAGAGAUACUGAAAUGUCCAUGCUGUGGAACACUUAAGCCAGGUGUAAAGCCAGAAGAUGUAAAGACAGAAUCUUCUAGUUUUGGUGGAUUUAAAGGAUUUGGUAGUGGAGGGGCAGGAGUGAGUGUACAACCUGGAGGUGGAUUCAAGUUUGGAAGUCAAGCAGCUGAUUCAAGCAGCAAAGCUUCUGCUGAAUCUGGAUUUAAGUUUGGAUCAGGAGCACAGCCAGAAAAUAGCAAACCAGCAUCUAGUUCUGGAUUUCAGUUUGGUAGUCAAUCUAUUGGUGGAGGUAGCAAACCCAGUACAGAAUCUGAAUUUAAGUUUGGUUCUCAACCAUCUUCUACAAGUAGUACAGUAAAGACUGCAGCUUCUAGUGUUAAAGAAGAGCAGCAAUCUGAUAAGCCAAAGUCCACAGAGGGUAAAGGUGAUCUGGCUGCCAUGUUUAAGCCAAAAGCUGGUUCUUGGACUUGCGAUGGCUGCUAUGUUAACAAUGGUGGAGAGAUACUGAAAUGUCCAUGCUGUGGAACACUUAAGCCAGGUGUAAAGCCAGAGGAUGUAAAGACAGAAUCUUCUAGUUUUGGUGGAUUUAAAGGAUUUGGUAGUGGAGGGGCAGGAGUGAGUGUACAACCUGGAGGUGGAUUCAAGUUUGGAAGUCAAGCAGCUGAUUCAAGCAGCAAAGCUACUGCUGAAUCUGGGUUUAAGUUUGGAUCAGGAGCACAGCCAGAAGACAGUAAACCAGAAACUGAAUCUGGGUUUAAGUUUGGAACCCCAACCACAGCCAGUACAGAGAGCAAACCAUCAUCAGGCUUCUCUUUUGGCACACCCUCAGCAGGAUCCACACAACAGAAAGGUAUUUUUGGAACAAAUUCAGUAGUUACAACAAGCUCAGCAUCUACAGGUGGAUUUACAUUUGGUACUGGUUCCACUAGUCAGUCAACAACAAGCAGUGUCUUUGGAACUCCAACUUCCACCAGCAGUCUAUUUGGAACCCCAACUUCUGGAACAUCAGCUAACACAAGUAGUAUUUUUGGAACCCCAUCUUCCACAAGUGGCAUCUUUGGGAUACCAUCAACCACAAGUAGCAGUAUAUUUGGUGGGGCAGCAAGCUCUUCUGCUGCCGCAAGCACAAUUUUUGGCAAACAAGAUUCUUCAGCAGUUAGUAGCACCAUAUUUGGCAGUAAACAAUCUACAAGUGCUGGUAAAAGUUUUGUAUUUGGAGAAGCAACUUCAGAGACACCAGAUUCCACAACUCCUGAUGUACAGGCAAACACAACAGGAGGUACAGAUCAGCCGAGAGGUGCUGGAGAAAGUCUUCUUGCAAAGUUUUUAGCCAGCCCUGAUAGUUGGACAUGUAAUGGUUGCUAUGUUAACAAUGAAGGUCUAGUUGAGAAAUGUCCAUGCUGUGGUACAGCUCGUCCGGAGAAUAAAGCUCCUAGUUUUACUGGUUCCUCAUUGGCUACUUCUCUAACUGGGGGAAAGGCAGGUACCAAAGAAACAGAUGUCAAAUCUGUAGUUAGUGAAGGCCCAACUGGUUUUAUGUUUGGAACAGCUGCUGGAAAGAAACCAGAAGAAAUAAAGUCCUCAGCAACAGAUGAAGGAUUUAAGUUCACCUUUGCACCAACUGCAGAAGAAAAUAAACCUCAGCCAACUGCUUCCCUCGGUUCUGGCUUUAACUUCUCUAUGAGUAUGACACCUCUGAAAAAAAGUCCUCUUAAAGCUCCGCCAAAUGUUGCUGGAGUAAAAUCACCGAAAUCUCCAGAAAUUUCCGAAGAAGGUUUUUAUGUAAACAAAGAAGGUGAUGAUUCACAUAUCCACUUUGAACCGGUUAUAGAGCUGCCUGAUCAUGUUGAUGUGAAAACUGGAGAGGAAGAUGAAGAAAUCAUAUUCUCCCAUCGAUCCAAAUUGUUCCGUUUCACUAACAGUGAAUGGAAGGAGAGGGGAAUUGGAGAUAUUAAAGUUUUAUACCAAUCUGAAAAUAACAAAGCCCGUAUUGUCAUGAGAAGAGAACAAAUUCUGAAGUUAUGUUGUAAUCAUUACAUUUACCCCGAUCUGAAAUUAACUCCAAUGCCAAAUAGCAAAGGUUGUGCCCUGGUAUGGUCUGCUAUGGACUUUGCUGAGGGUGAACCUAAACCGGAGCAAUUUUCUAUCAAAUUUAAAACUGAAGAUAUUGCGAAGAAGUUCGAAAAUGCUGUGACUGAAGCUAAAGGUAGAAUUAGUGGUACUAGGCCAAAAGUGAAACAAGACACUAAAUCACUGCCUGUUGUAGAAACUAUUGGUGCGGUUAGCGGGGUGCAGGAAACUGAAACUUCUGGUGGCGACUCUGAAGAUGAUGUUAUAAUCACAGGUGUCGAGGAAGCAACUGAAGAAGAAAUAAAGAAGGCUCGAGAAUUAAUGUUACCAGACCAUUUCUUUCUGUAUACAAGGAGACCACCAUGUCCUGGCUGCCGUGGAUGCAACGAUGAGUUUCCAAAUUAUGAAGCGGCAAGAGGAGAUGCUAGUCAGAGUUAUUCUCGUGGUCAGGUGCAUGAACAGGAAGAAAAUUAUGAUGAUGACGACGAUGAUGAUGAUUACGAAGAUGAUGACGACGACGAGGAUGAUGACGAUGAUUAUGAUGAUGAUGAAGAUGGAGACACAAAUGCUGAAGAGAAACCAUCAGAAAAGUUUGUAUUUGGAGGCGGGUCUAAUCAGUUCUCAUUUGCAGCUCUAGCAGCAGGAGGUGGAGCUAGUUCAUUUACUAAUAAUCCAAGUAAACCAUUCCACUGGCAAGAUGCUGGAAGACAGCUGUUUGGUGGAGGAGGCGGAGCAACUGAAGGCGGGAGUGGUGAUGAGGGGGAGGUCCAGCAAGGGGAGGAGCAACACUUUGAGCCAGUAGUACCACUUCCUGAACUUGUAGAUGUUAAAACUGGGGAAGAAGAUGAUGUUGUAGAGUUUUCACAGCGAGCGAAACUCUUCCGGUUCGAUAAAGAUGCGGGACAGUGGAAGGAAAAAGGCAUCGGAGAAAUGAAAAUUCUGAAACAUAAACCAAAUGGAAAGUACCGAUUUCUGUUACGGAGAGAGCAGGUGCAUAAGUUAGCUUGUAACCAUUUACUAACCCCAGAUAUCACAGUCACACCAAUGAAUACAUCAGAGACCGCAUGGUGCUGGACAGCUCAAGAUUAUUCUGAAGGGGAGUGUAGGGUUGAACAGUUGGCUGUCAAGUUUAAGAAUGUUGAGUUGGCGAAGAAUUUCAAACAGAAGGUUGACGAAGUACAAGCUAUUCAACAAAAUCAACAAUUAAAGAGCUCCAAAAAGUGUAGAACAUUUAUUUAUUUGUGACAUUUACAGACUAUCUACAAAUUUAAAUGACUUGUAGACAUGCCAGCACCAGUAAACUUACUGUAAUGGUAAGAAUGUGUUCACCCUAGUAAAACCUGUCUGAUGUAAUCAAUCAUUUCUUGCCAUGAAUUGGACAGUUUAUUUUAUAGUGCUCAAUCUUAUAAACACUGUAACAAUAUAUUUAAUGUACGAAAAUUUGGUGACAUUCAAUCAGUGUGACAUCAUCAACUAUUUGUGACAUAUACAAUCAGUGUGGUAUCAUAAACUGUUUGUGACAUUCAAUCAGUGUGGCAUCAUAAAUUGUGACAUUCAAUCUGAAUCAGUGUGACAUCAUCAGCUGUUUGUGACAU
Molecule: messenger RNA, 8379 nt
Organism: Ruditapes philippinarum (Manila clam)
Lineage: Eukaryota; Metazoa; Mollusca; Bivalvia; Venerida; Veneridae
Product: ranBP2-like and GRIP domain-containing protein 4
Exons: 29
Coding region: 113-8029 (2638 amino acids)
Biological process (GO): intracellular transport
Cellular component (GO): cytoplasm; nuclear pore
Molecular function (GO): GTPase activator activity; protein binding
Source: RefSeq, a predicted model, not a curated record